Messenger RNA from Tinamus guttatus (white-throated tinamou), 1872 nucleotides. It is a transcript of the gene BCO2, whose product is annotated as beta-carotene oxygenase 2. The record is from RefSeq and is a predicted model, not a curated record. Gene Ontology annotation, cellular component: mitochondrion. Lineage: Eukaryota; Metazoa; Chordata; Aves; Tinamiformes; Tinamidae. Gene Ontology annotation, biological process: retinal metabolic process; carotene catabolic process. Gene Ontology annotation, molecular function: beta-carotene 15,15'-dioxygenase activity; carotenoid dioxygenase activity.
UUCUUCCCAGCGGAACAUGUUUUCCAAAGACCUUUUGUCUGCUGUCAGGCUCCUGCUUGCUAAUUUGUGGCAUUUCCUCUGCUCCUUGAUGCAAUUAAUUCCAGAUCUAAAGACUUCCCCAUCAAGACCAGCAAAGGAGCAAAUCACCUUCCACAGCCACAGACGCUUGCAAUGUAUCUCACCCUUAAUGCAAACAGUAGAAGAGACUCCUCAGCCCAUCCCAACAAAAAUCAAAGGACAUAUUCCCAAAUGGAUUAAUGGCAAUCUUCUGAGAAAUGGGCCUGGAAAAUUUGAGUUUGGUGAGGAGAAAUUCAACCACUGGUUUGAUGGCAUGGCCCUGCUGCAUCAGUUCCAGUUGGAGAAUGGCACAGUGACAUACAGGAGCAAGUUCCUGCAGAGCAGCUCCUACCUGACGAACAGCCAGAACAACCGCAUUGUGGCCUCAGAAUUUGGGACGCUGGCAAUGCCAGACCCCUGCAAGAGUGUCUUUGGGCGCUUCUUGUCACGCUUUGAGAUACCACAGCCAAGCGACAAUGCCAAUGUGAAUUACGUUACGUAUAAAGGAGACUAUUAUGUCAGCAAUGAGAAUAUUUUCAUGCACAAAGUCGACCCUGAAACGCUUGAAACAAAGGAGAAGGUGGACUGGAGCAAAUUUGUUGCAGUGAAUGGGGCCACUGCUCAUCCACAUUAUGAGUCAGAUGGGACAGCAUACAACAUGGGCAAUUCCUACGGGAAACAUGGGUCGAAGUAUAAUAUCAUUCAGAUCCCUCCACAAAAGUCAAACUGCAGUGACAUGUUACAGGGAGCAAAAGUGCUGUGCUCCAUUGCUCCAAUGGAUAAGAUGAAACCCUCCUACUAUCACAGCUUUGGAAUGAGCAAAAACUACAUCAUCUUUGUUGAGCAACCGAUUAAGCUGAAUCUCCUGCAGAUUAUCACUUCCAAGCUCCGUGGGAAGCCCAUUUCCGAAGGAAUAAGCUGGGAGCCUCAGUACAACACCUUCUUCCAUGUGGUGAAUAAACACACAGGGGAGGUGCUGCCAGGGCAGUGGUAUAGUAAGCCCUUUGCUACCUUCCAUCAAAUCAAUGCCUUUGAAGAUGAUGGCUGUGUGGUCCUUGACCUGUGCUGCCAGGAUAGUGGGACAGCACUGGCUACUUACAAACUUCAGAAUCUGCGGAGGGCUGGGGGAGGCCUAGAUCAGGUUUAUAACUCAAUACCACGAGCUUUCCCUCGCCGCUUUGUUCUCCCGCUGCAUGUGAAUUCAGAUACACCUGUAGGAAAAAAUUUGAACCCUCUGUCUUACACAUCAGCAAGAGCUGUGAAAGAUGCAGAUGGUAAGGUCAGGUGCAUACAUGAAAAUCUCCACCCAGAGGGCUUUGAAAAUGUUGGGGGCUUGGAGUUCCCCCAGAUUAACUACACACAGUACAAUGGCAGGAAAUAUCGUUUCUUCUAUGGAUGCGGCUUUCGGAAUUUGGUUGGAGAUUCCUUACUGAAAGUUGAUGUUGAGACCAAGACAUUCAAGAUUUGGCAAGAGGAUGGAUCCUACCCAUCAGAGCCUGUGUUUGUGCCAGUGCCUAAUGCCAUGGCAGAAGACAGCGGGAUCAUCUUGUCCGUUGUGGUCUCCCCGACUGAGAACCGAAGCACCUUCCUGCUCAUUUUGGAUGCAGAGACCUUUAGAGAACUGGGGCGAGCAGAAGUCCCAGUGCAAAUGCCUUAUGGGUUCCACGGCAUCUUUGCUUCACGCUGACAGAAAACUCUGCCUCCUGUAAUGCAGGACCAAGUUAGGCUCAGAAAUAAACCUCUCCUUUCUUCUACUUCCCACCUUUGCAUUAUGCCCUGGAUGAAAGAAUUGCUUCUCUGCCAUAGCCUGAGUUU